This is a messenger RNA of Penicillium subrubescens, 3111 nucleotides long. RefSeq lists its product as uncharacterized. The transcript has a single exon. The record is from RefSeq and is a predicted model, not a curated record. NCBI's taxonomy places the organism in Eukaryota, Fungi, Ascomycota, Eurotiomycetes, Eurotiales, Aspergillaceae. Bases 1 to 3111 code for a protein of 1036 amino acids.
AUGGAUAUUGCCACGGCAGAUCAACCUCCCUCAACCUCUACCCCCGGACCGGAACAUACUUCAGGAGACCCUCGUUUGAGCCGUGUUGCUCAAAGAACAUCCAUCAUCACCUCACACCCUCCUGUUCCUCGACAGGUACCCACACCAGCUGAAACCCCGAGCUCCUCGCGCGCCCUCGAACCCGUUAAACAACAUGUACACCACACACCGAACACGGAUGUCUCAAAUCGGAGCGGUGGGUCCAUUAACCAUCAUGGUUCCACCAUCGAUCAUAGCAAUAUGGUGCCAAUUCUGUUGAAGUUUUCGGAGCUCGCCGCCGUCAUAGCACUCAAGGAAAAAGAGAAGGUACUAUUGCUGGAUGAAGAUGUUUCCAUCAAACGACGCUUGGAGAAGGCCAAAUCGAAAGGCGCGUUUCCUAUCGUGAUUGAAAAUAUUGAGGCCGAGGAAGCAGAAUCUCAGUCGAAAUUACGCAAGCUUCAACAAGACAUAGACGGGAAUGAAAAGAGACGACAAAAAAUGGCCGAGUCUCUUCGUGGCUUUUUGCGCCAAAAGCCCGUUCCUCCUACUCCGGCCCUGAUAUCCGAAGGAGUCUCCAACAACGAGAAAAUUGCGAAAUUAGAAGCCGAGAACCAAGAGAUGAAGGCUGAACUCCAGGAGCUCAAAGAGCUGAUCAUGCAAAGAAAACCUGAAAUUCCUAGCGGCAUGCAGGCCCAACUAUCCAAGCUUGAAAACUCCGUCUAUAGUCAGUCCAUGAGUAAUCAUGGCACCAACAAGAGGAUUAGGAAACUCGAAGAAUGGAAAGACGGAGUGGAGAACGGGUCUAUCAAAACCUCUUCACAUUCACCCGAGACGGUACCGGCUCAGGCUCCCGAUCUGGAACCACUACGGCAAGACGUGGAGAAGGCGAAUGGGAAAGCCGCUGAAGCGCAGGAAAGGGCUGCAGCUAUAGGAGACCGCAUCGCGGUCCUCCACCGAGACAUUCAGUCUCUCCAAACCACCUUUGAUAAAGACCAACUCUUCCGACAAGAACAGAAAAUGAGGAUCGAGUCCGCGGAAUUGUCCCUGCGGCACGUUCCAGGUCUCAAGCAGCGACUGGAAGCCUUGGAGAAGGAGCGCCUCGAGUUCAAGAACGCAGUGCCUCUUGUCAGAGAGGCGAGAGCCAAACUUCAAGACUUGGACACGCGAUAUACAACAUUGGCCGAUAGAUCCAACGGCAGGAUAGCCCAUCUGGAAUCCACGGUUCGACAACUUCAAACGAGCGAGAAGACCUCGCCAAGUGUCGACCAUUCCCAAGACAAAGAGGCACUUGCGGAUGUCAAGCAGAGCGUCGAGAAGGUGGAAAAUAGUCAUCGUUCACUGUGGAAUAAUGUCAACAAGCUCAUCCUUGACAUGCCUCAGCUACUUGAAUCUUCCAAGCAAGUACAGAAGUGCCUUUCUGUGAGUGAAUCGCUGGUAGCUGCUGUUCGAUCUUUGGAACUCCGAUAUUCCAAUAUCAACACCGAACAUCUGGUGAAGAACAUGGCCGCCGCAAUGAUGGAGAUGUAUCCAUCCAUGGCCCAAGCCCUAGAGCAAAUCGCUGCGCUCAGGGGGUAUUGUAACAAGGAGAUUGCUGCGCUCAAGGAAAGCACAAAGAAUGCCGACUCUGCAUCUUUGGAUGCGAAGAUGAGCCAGCUCCGCGAACAAGUCGCCAAUAAGCUACAACAUCUCCAGACCUGUAUUUCGGAUCAAAGCAAGAGUCUCAAUGACCAACUCGAUGAAAUCUGGGAGUUGAAAAACAAAUUCCAAACCCAGUCUGAUGCCUUCUCAGAACUCGGUGAAUCUAUUCCCCAGGCGCUACAACAAGUGGAACGGUGGACCGAGCUUGCGACAAAGCUGGAAGCCUUGUCCGAAGACCUCGCCACGCUGAGAGCCAACGUGGAAGGUCGGGACGUUACAGAGACGGUGACUGGGCUCGCGGAACAACUUGAAACAUUAUCUGGGAAAGUUGAUUCCCUCGGCGUGGGACCAAGUGCUCAAGAGCAGGCUGAAAAAGCCACUGACAUCUCGGGAAAACUCUUCGACUUGACUGCAAAUUACCAACUUCUGGAGGACAGGCUGAAAUCGCAAGAGCUAUCUAAGUGGCAAGAGAUGGAUGAACUCAAAGCUGGCCAUGGAAAUCUUCUCGGAGAGCUCAAGUUGGUUAAAAACAGGUUGGAAAGUCGAGAUGGCUCAAAGAAGGCUACGGAGCUCGCUGAAGAACUCAAAACGCUCUCUUGUGACUUCAAAACUUUACAGACCAAGUUUGACGAAGAGCUAGGAUCACUGAAAGCCCGUGUGGAUAGCUUGGGACCCAGUGAGGAGCUGAGCGAAUUCAAGAGUGAGAUACUUGCUCGGAUUGAGAAAUUUCAGUCGGCGGUUCAGUCAGGCUUAAACUGCAAUCCUGCUGCCGGAGAUGACGCGAUUAACCGAGCAAUUUCCAACCCUUCAAAUAUGUCCGGCUCUGUCGGUGAUCAUUAUCGCAUUCUUGGCAAUGCAGCGCGAAAUCAGACUGAACGUGGGCAUGUCCAAAACAGGUCCUCCAUCUCACAUCCUGCGGCAGAUGAACCGAUAUCGUCUGACUUUGGGUCGUCCAACCAUAACUUCGACAUCAUGCCGAACGUGGACAACUUCAGUGAUGUAUCGGAGUUAGAUUCUGUUUCACACCAUUCCUCGGAAGACGAGCCCGGCAACGCCCCAGGCGUAACGGCUGACUUACCAAUGGGCUUACGGAUCUCGGAGAACGACAAUGGUCAUCACGACAGCCGGUCUGCCAACAAGCGUGCUCGUCAAGGGACUCUUUCGGGCGAUAAGCACCCAGUCCAAUCCGCGACGGUCGAAGUCCCCAUGGCGUAUCGGAUCACUGAGAACGAGACUGGGCCGUCUAGGAAGCGUCCCCGUCAAGGAAGUUUCUCAGAUGAUGGACGUCGGCCUCGACCAGCGGCUCCUAGUCGUUUCGCCAAUAGUACAGGGGCUUCAGCUGACUCCGAGUCGGCAUCAUCGGCGAAGGCUAGAAAAAGCAAGACAAAAAGGAGAGAAAGGAGCAAAGGAGAAAGCAGAGACAAAGUUUCCCGCACUGAUUUUACAUUCUCUUAG